Messenger RNA from Amaranthus tricolor (Joseph's coat), 3740 nucleotides. RefSeq names its product peroxisomal ATPase PEX6. Lineage: Eukaryota; Viridiplantae; Streptophyta; Magnoliopsida; Caryophyllales; Amaranthaceae. Gene Ontology annotation, cellular component: mitochondrial outer membrane. The coding region runs from base 682 to 3174 and encodes 830 amino acids. The transcript is spliced from 16 exons. The record is from RefSeq and is a predicted model, not a curated record. Gene Ontology annotation, molecular function: ATP binding; ATP hydrolysis activity.
UAUUAAUUAAAUAGUAGUGUGAAGUAAUGAUUGUAUUGAAAGUACGAGAGAGAACAUAAGUAUAAAUAAAAGAAAAUUGGUACAUUAAAAGAAAAUGAAGGGUUUUAAAGGGUAAAACUGAGAUUAAAACUUUCUAAAAUUAGAAAGUAUUCUAAGGUAGAAGAACUUAUGAAACUACCCGUUAUAGUAAAAUAGAAGAACUUAAUAAAAACAGGGGAGUAACAACUUUGGUGUUCCCUAUGUUGCACACAAAAUAUAUCAUAAUCUUACAUUUAAUGUUUUUCCUAUUUAUAACAAGAAAAGCACAUGAAAUAGAGCCUAUCCAAUAUCAAAACCGACUACUCUGCAAAGUGCAAGGUGCACUAACCGCUUCUCCAUUUUCAUACCCUUUUUUUCAUCUUCAUUUUUUGCUCUCACCACCGCUUUCAUUCGUUUUGUCCAUCUUCAUUCAAUCUUCUCCAUUUCCCUGCACCAAAUUCCUCUCUUUUCUCUGAAUUUCCGCUGAAUUUACUUCUAUAGACAAGAAAUUUAAAAUCAAGAAACUAAUAUUUCGUUUUUGGAUUAUUACUGAUUUUAUUACAUCUCAAUAAAUUUAUCGUAUAUUAAGAAAACUAGUGAAAUUUGGUUGAAAUUAAAAUUUCUCUACCGAAAUUGAAGUGUCUUGUUCGAGUUAGUAUAGAAAUGGAGCCAAAACAGAUAUUGAUGUCAGCGGUAGGAGUAGGGAUAGGAGUUGGGGUCGGGCUCGGGCUGGCUUCCGGGCAGACGGUGGGAAAAUGGACGGGAUCUUCGUCGAGUACGAACGCCAUAACAGGGGAAAAAAUGGAGCAAGAGUUGUUAAGGAUGGUGAUUGAUGGAAGAGAUACUAAAGUUACUUUCGAUGAAUUUCCCUACUAUCUCAGUGAACAAACGAGGGUUCUGUUAACAAGUGCUGCUUGUUUUUAUUUGAGAAAAGGGGACUUCUCCAAGUAUACACGAAACCUGUCUCCUGCAAGCCGGGCUAUUUUACUGUCAGGACCUACUGAACUGUACCAGCAAAUGCUUGCCAAGGCGCUGGCACAUUUUUUUGAGGCAAAGUUACUGCUAUUAGAUGUUACUGACUUCGUACUGAAGAUUCAGAGCAAAUACGGUGCCAACAAUGAAUCAUCUUUCAAAAGGUCCACGUCCGAGACUACUUUGGAGCGCCUUACUGGGUUUCUUGGGUCUUUCUCUAUACUACCAGCAAAGGAAGAGCCCAAAGGAUCCUUGCGCCGUCACGGUAGUGGGGUUGACAUUGCUUCAAGGAACAAUGAAGGCUUUUCUACUCAAUCAAAGAUUCGCAGGAAUGCUUCUGCCUCGGCCAAUAUCAAUGAUUUAUGUUUACAAGGCUCACCUACAAAUCCAGCUCCGCUUAAGAGAACGAGCAGCUGGUUUCUUGAUGAAAAGCUACUCAUCCAAUCCCUUUACAAGGUUAUGAUCACUGUAUCCAAGACUUUUCCAAUCAUUUUAUAUUUGAGAGAUGUCGACAUGCUCUUGUUCAGAUCUCAAAAGCUAUACAGACUGUUUCAGAAAAUGUUGCAGAAACUUACAGGACCAGUUCUUAUACUAGGUUCUCGAAUAACAGAUCAAGAAAGCAAUGAUAAUGACAUUGAUGAUAUGCUUGUUGAUUUAUUUCCGUAUAACAUUGAAAUCAAACCCCCUGAAGAUGAAACCCAUUUGGUAAGCUGGAAGUCUCAAUUGGAGGAGGACAUGAAGAUGAUUCAGUGCCAGGACAACAAAAAUCACAUAAUCGAAGUUUUAGGUGCAAAUGAUGUUGAAUGUGACGAUCUUGGUUCCAUUGAUGUGGAAGAUACCUUCGUUCUCAGCAAAUACAUUGAAGAAAUUGUGGUAUCUGCUAUAUCUUAUCAUUUGAUGAAUAAUAAACAUGAGUAUCGGAAUGGAAAACUCUUGAUUUCUUCCAAGAGUUUAUCCCAUGGACUCGGUGUGUUCCAACAAGGUAAAUAUGUCGGGAAGGAAACAUUGAAGCUGGAGUCGCGUACUGAUGCUUCAAAGGGAACAAACUCAGCUGUGAAGCCAGAAAUUAAAGCAGAAUCUGCCGGACCAGAUAAGAGAAACGGAGUAGAAGCUUCUGUGCCCACAUCAAAGGAUGCGGAUAAUGAAGCUGCUGCUCCCAAGGUCCCUGAAGUGCCUCCCGACAAUGAGUUUGAGAGGCGGAUAAGGCCAGAGGUCAUUCCUGCUAAUGAGAUUUCUGUGACAUUUAAUGAUAUCGGUGCCCUGGAUGAAAUUAAGGAUUCACUUCAGGAAUUGGUGAUGCUUCCACUUCGUAGACCAGACUUGUUUAAGGGAGGACUUCUGAAACCUUGUCGUGGAAUUUUGCUCUUCGGACCUCCAGGCACUGGCAAAACCAUGCUAGCUAAGGCGAUAGCUAAAGAGGCUGGUGCAAGUUUUAUUAAUGUGUCAAUGUCAACCAUCACAUCUAAAUGGUUCGGUGAAGAUGAAAAGAAUGUUAGGGCAUUGUUCAGCCUUGCAGCUAAAGUUUCCCCCACGAUUAUAUUUGUUGAUGAAGUUGACAGUAUGCUUGGGCAAAGGACAAGGGUUGGGGAGCAUGAAGCUAUGAGAAAGAUUAAAAAUGAGUUUAUGACACAUUGGGAUGGUCUAACUACAAAACAGGGGGAGAGAAUUCUUGUUCUUGCAGCUACCAAUAGGCCAUUUGACCUUGAUGAAGCCAUUAUACGACGUUUUGAACGGAGGAUAAUGGUGGGAUUACCAUCAACAGAGAACCGAGAAAAUAUCUUGAGAACUCUUUUAUCGAAAGAGAAGGUUCAAGAAGGGCUGGAUUUCAAAGAGAUUGCUACUAUGACAGAAGGCUAUAGUGGUAGUGAUCUUAAGAAUCUAUGUACCACCGCUGCUUAUCGACCUGUUAGGGAGUUGAUACAGCAAGAAAGGCUGAAAGAUAUGGAGGGAAAACAGGAAUCUGAGGAAGGUCAGAAUUCUGAUAGUGAACAAAAUAAGGAAGACGUUAAGGAGAGAGUAAUUUCUUUGAGACCUUUGAACUUGGAAGAUUUUCGACAUGCUAAGAACCAGGUUGCUGCUAGUUUUGCAGCCGGAGGAGCAAUUAUGAACGAACUGAAGCAGUGGAAUGAUCUUUACGGGGAAGGAGGCUCAAGGAAAAAGGAACAACUUACAUACUUCCUAUAAACAUGGAAGUAUGAACCUAGGCUCGUACACUAGUCUCACCCCUUUGUUCCGAUGCAUGAAAUUUUCGUGUAUUUUUCUUUACUCUAGAGUUUUGGGUUGAGUUUUUGUACUAGUACUCUUUAGUCAUUCAGUAUUUUGUAUACUCUUGUUAAGUACUUCUCUUUACCGUUUUUUAAGAGGAUAUUUGGUGUAGACGUGUAGUGGAGAAUGGGAGACGGAAUGGGUUCAUUAAGAGGGGAUGAAAAAGGAUUAAGAUGACAUUUACUUUUAUGAAACUUUGGUUUUAAGUUCAACUACAGAAAUGAAUCAUCUCUAGUUUGAACCAGGGUUUGUGUUCAUUUUCAUCUAUUGACGUAUAGUAGAAAUGUUCAAGUGUUAAUUACAAGGUUUACCAUAUGAUUAAGUGAUAAAUUACCAAAUCAAAUUCCUACGAGUAUUAUAUAAGAAAAGUUUUUAAGCAGUCAAAAUAUCAUUUUAAGACCCUAGGAUAAGUUGAAAAUAUAAAUGGCACCGAAAUGGUGACAUAAUAAGCUCAAAGAACCACUUAUCAGAUUAUGGUAUGUAUA